CCACUUGGGAACAACAAAGGACAUUUCAUGUUGUUUUUUCUAUUUCCUUUGCUUUUCUUAUAGAUUAGAUGAACAAAUACUAAAAUGUUACAAAGAUUUUUGCUUUCUUUUCCCCGUCAUGUUUCCAGUAUAUUAUAACAUGAGCAGAGUUUGGCUUCUUGCCCUUCUCAUCCUCUACAGUGCCUUUCCCUCAAAAGGAACCGGCAACGUUUCUACAAGACCGAGUGCCAUUAAUAUUGGGGCAAUUUUAUCUUUCAACUCCACAGUUGGAAGAGUGGCUAAAGUUGCCAUACAAGCAGCAGUGAAUGAUGUAAAUUCCAAUGCAACCAUUCUAAGCGGAACAAAGCUUAAUAUCUCAAUGUUGGACACCAAAUUAUCCACUGGAUUCUUAGGAAUCAUUGCUUCAUUGCGAUUGAUGGCUAGUGACACAGUGGCCAUAAUUGGUCCCCAGUACUCGGUCAUGGCACAUGUGAUUUCACACAUAGCAAAUGAGAUGCAAGUGCCUCUGCUUUCAUUUGCAGCGAUAGACCCUACACUGACCUCAAUGCAGUUCCCAUAUUUUGUGAGGACGACGCAGAGUGAUCUGCGUCAGAUGGCUGCUGUGGCAGAAAUUGUUGAUCACUUUCAAUGGAGGGAUGUCAUAGCCAUUUUCGUAGAUGAUGACCAUGGAAGAAACGGAGUAGCUGCCUUGGGAGAUAAGCUGGCAGAGAAACAAGAAGUACUUCAUGUGGCUCAAUCACUUGGCAUGAUGCAAAGUGGUUAUGUUUGGAUAGCCACAGAUUGGCUAACCACACUAAUAGAUUCAGACCCAUCCUUGUUCACAUCUCCAGCCAUCAAUAACAUCCAAGGUGUUGUCACCCUGCGCAUGCAUACACCAGAUUCAGACAUAAAGGACAAAUUUAUUUCUAGAUGGACCAAACUGAGCCAGAAAGAAAAUCCUAAUCAUGAUCCUUUAGGGUUAAACAUCUUCGGUCUUUACGCGUAUGACACUGUUUGGGCACUGGCUUAUGCACUUGAUGCACUUUUAAAAAGUGGAGGAACUUUGUCGUUUUCAAAUGAUUCUAGUGUAAUUAACAUGCUAACUGGGGACAUCCUUCACCUAGAUGCUAUGAGGGUCUUCGUCAAUGGUAGCAUGUUGCUUAAAAAGAUUUUAGAUUCUAACACAAGUGGUUUAACAGGCCAGAUGAUGUUUGACUCAGAUGGAAAUUUAAUGCAUCAAUCGUAUGAAAUCAUUAAUGUGAUAGGCAGUGGAAUUAGGAGGAUUGGUUAUUGGUCAGAAAAUUAUGGCCUCCACACUGAGGAAGCUCCUAUUCAUUCCAAUUCUAGUGAAGGACUAUAUGAUGUCAUCUGGCCCGGUCAAACAACUCAAACACCACGUGGUUGGAGUUUUGCCAGCAAUGGAAGACAAUUGAGAGUUGGGGUGACAAUGGGACUUACUUUCCGUGAGAUUGUGUCAAGAAUUGAGGGCACCGAUACGUUUAGUGGUUAUUGCAUAGAUGUGUUUACUGCUGCACUGAACUUGAUUCCUUACCCGAUACCAUUCAAGUUUAUUCCAUUUGGUGAUGGUAAAACCAAACCGUCAAAUUCAGAAUUUCUUCACAUGGUCACAAUUGGUGCCUUCGAUGCAGUGGUGGGGGACAUUACCAUUAGUGCAAACCGAGCAAAGAUAGUGGAUUUUACACAGCCGUAUAUCGAGUCUGGGCUAGUUGUUGUGGCACCUAUCAAGAAGUUGAAAUCCAGUGCUUGGGCUUUCCUGAGACCAUUCACUCCAAUGAUGUGGUUUGUGACAGGAAUGUUCUUCUUGGUGGUUGGAGCUGUUGUGUGGACUUUAGAGCGUGGUACAAACGAUGAAUUUAGAGGCCCCGCAAGAAGACAAUUUGUCACCAUUAUCUGGUUUAGCUUCUCAACCCUAUUUUUCACACAGAAAGAGAACACUGUUAGCACUCUGGGUCGUUUCGUACUAAUCAUAUGGCUGUUCGUGGUUUUGAUACUGAACUCAAGCUAUAUUGCAAGCCUGACCUCCAUCCUAACUGUGGAACAGCUCUCAUCCCAAGUUAAGGGAAUUGAAAGCUUAAUAGCAAGUAAAGACCGCAUUGGUUUCCCGAGGGAUACAUAUACUGAAAACUAUCUAACUGAGGAACUACACAUGGACAGAUCCAGGCUUGUUGCUCUGAACUCCAUGUCAGAAUUUGAAAAAGCUUUAAAAGACGGACCAGCUAGAGGUGGUGUUGCUGCAAUAAUAGAUGAACGUGCAUACAUGGAGCUCUUCCUAGCAACCAGAUGUGAAUUUAGUAUUGUUGGUCCAGAGUUCACAAGGAGUGGAUGGGGUUUUGGCUUCCCAAGGGAAUCUCCACUAGCAGUUGACAUGUCAACUGCAAUCCUAAAACUAUCAGAGAGUGGUGAUCUUCAGAGAAUUCGUGAUAAAUGGCUAACAAGAAGGGCUUGCAGCUCCGAAGGCGCAAAAGAAAGCAUUGAUCGACUUGAGCUGAAAAGCUUUUGGGGGCUUUACCUGCUGAUUGGCAUGGCCUGCUUCAUUGCUCUCCUUUGCUAUGUUAUUAGAUUGAUAUACCGUUUUAGCAGGCAUUCUAACAGUAACCUUGAAGGCUCAUCAUUCUCUUCUCAUCUUCGAUCGUUCCUUUCCUUUGUCAAUAAAAAAGAAAUGGAAGACAAAUACAAGCCAAAAGGAGAAGUGCCCUUGUAGAAAGGUAGCAGUUCAUGAAGAUGGACCUUAUGAUGACUCAGGUGUUUGUGUCCAUUUACAAAAUAAUGUCACUCCCUGAGGUUAAGUACCGAAUCCUGAGCUAAAUCUAAGAGCAUGUCUAACUUCAUUGAAAAAUGCAAUAAUCAUUGCAGAAAAAAUGCAGUGACAAAAUCUGUAUCAGUUGGACAAAAAGUACUUGCAAUCAUCGAAAUCAAUCCUUCUAAAGAAGAACCUUGGCAUUUGGCAUCAGACGAGCCAUGACAGUCAACAACAAUAUUACCAAUAUUGUAUUUUAUUGCGAGAAAUUUCUUGAUAAGAAAAAAUACGAUAAUUCCAAUAGCACUUUUUAGCUAAUAGAUUUUCCUCUUGUAUGUAUGCCAAGCAAUGGUAAUAAUUGUUACCUCUUCUAUGACUCAUGAAAAAUAUUCAACACAAAUCCCAAAA
Molecule: messenger RNA, 3145 nt
Organism: Vigna unguiculata (cowpea)
Lineage: Eukaryota; Viridiplantae; Streptophyta; Magnoliopsida; Fabales; Fabaceae
Product: glutamate receptor 3.6-like
Cellular component (GO): membrane
Molecular function (GO): ligand-gated monoatomic ion channel activity
Source: RefSeq, a predicted model, not a curated record